AACGGAAAUUUUCUUGUUACUCCACGUUCGGCAAGCCUCUUAACCGGUCGCGCUGAACGACUAACUGACAUUAUUUAAGUAAUUUAUUUUGUACGUUAAGUCUACAAAACUCUAUUCAACAUGCGUGAGUGCAUCUCAGUACACGUUGGCCAAGCCGGAGUCCAGAUCGGAAAUGCCUGCUGGGAGCUCUACUGCCUUGAGCACGGCAUCCAGCCCGAUGGCCAGAUGCCCACUGACAAGACCAUCGGAGGCGGAGACGAUUCAUUCAACACCUUCUUCAGCGAGACCGGGGCGGGCAAACAUGUGCCCAGAGCAGUGUUUGUGGACUUGGAACCUACAGUAGUAGAUGAGGUCCGCACCGGCACAUACAGACAGUUGUUUCAUCCAGAACAACUUAUCACUGGUAAGGAGGACGCGGCCAACAACUAUGCGCGAGGCCACUACACCAUCGGCAAGGAGAUCGUAGACCUGGUGCUGGACCGCAUCCGCAAGCUGGCCGACCAGUGCACGGGACUCCAGGGCUUCCUCAUCUUCCACUCGUUCGGAGGCGGCACCGGCUCCGGUUUCACCUCUCUGCUCAUGGAGCGCCUCUCCGUGGACUACGGCAAGAAGUCCAAGCUGGAGUUCGCCAUCUACCCCGCGCCGCAGGUGUCCACCGCCGUCGUGGAGCCCUACAACUCCAUCCUGACCACGCACACGACUCUCGAGCACUCCGACUGCGCCUUCAUGGUCGACAACGAGGCCAUCUACGACAUCUGCCGCCGCAACCUCGACAUCGAGCGCCCGACCUACACCAACCUCAAUCGCCUGAUCGGCCAGAUCGUAUCCUCCAUCACGGCCUCGCUGCGUUUCGACGGCGCCCUCAACGUCGACUUGACCGAGUUCCAGACCAACUUGGUGCCCUACCCGCGCAUCCACUUCCCGCUCGUGACCUACGCGCCUGUCAUUUCCGCCGAGAAGGCCUACCACGAGCAGCUGUCCGUGGCGGAGAUCACCAACGCGUGCUUCGAGCCCGCCAACCAGAUGGUGAAGUGCGACCCGCGCCACGGCAAGUACAUGGCGUGCUGCAUGCUGUACCGGGGUGACGUGGUGCCGAAGGACGUGAACGCGGCCAUUGCCACCAUCAAGACCAAGCGCACCAUCCAGUUCGUGGACUGGUGCCCCACCGGUUUCAAGGUCGGCAUCAACUACCAGCCCCCGACCGUCGUGCCGGGAGGCGACUUGGCCAAGGUGCAGCGUGCCGUGUGCAUGUUGUCCAACACCACCGCCAUCGCCGAGGCGUGGGCGCGUCUGGACCACAAGUUCGACCUGAUGUACGCCAAGCGCGCCUUCGUCCACUGGUACGUGGGUGAGGGUAUGGAGGAGGGCGAGUUCUCCGAGGCCCGCGAGGACCUGGCGGCUCUCGAGAAGGACUAUGAAGAGGUCGGCAUGGACUCCGCCGAGGGAGAGGGCGAAGGCGCCGAAGAGUACUAAGCCGAUGAUUAUUUAUUUUCCUUCCGGCUCGCUCACACCGAUACAUUCCGG
Messenger RNA from Ostrinia furnacalis (Asian corn borer), 1524 nucleotides. RefSeq names its product tubulin alpha chain. NCBI's taxonomy places the organism in Eukaryota, Metazoa, Arthropoda, Insecta, Lepidoptera, Crambidae. Gene Ontology annotation, molecular function: structural constituent of cytoskeleton; GTP binding. The coding region runs from base 121 to 1473 and encodes 450 amino acids. Gene Ontology annotation, cellular component: microtubule. The transcript has 3 exons. The record is from RefSeq and is a predicted model, not a curated record. Gene Ontology annotation, biological process: microtubule-based process.